Molecule: messenger RNA, 201 nt
Organism: Penicillium griseofulvum
Lineage: Eukaryota; Fungi; Ascomycota; Eurotiomycetes; Eurotiales; Aspergillaceae
Exons: 2
Coding region: 1-201 (66 amino acids)
Source: RefSeq, a predicted model, not a curated record
AUGAAACUGUUCCUCAAAGGCACCGCAGUCCUCGCUCUUCUUAUUGCCAAGGCAUCAGCCGCGCAAAAUGGCAUUUUCGCCGCAAAUGGCGUCGAGCUCCAAACGUACCAAUUUGGCGAGGAUACUAUCAUCGGAGAACCACAAAGCAUGGUCCAGGUAAAUUACCAAUUAACUCUCACUGCCAGGAACGGUAAUUUCUAA